AUGAUUGACGCGUCUCCUCCUCCGGCUCAGCGGAGGAUCAUUUUCCGCAAGAUCAGUGAGGUGAAGAAGGAGGAGGAGGAGCGGCAGCGGGCGAAGAACGAGGUGCAGCUCACCAUCCCGCAGGACCAUCCGGUGCGGAAGCUCUUCCAGAAGUUCAAGCAGCAGAAGGAGCUCCGCAGCCAGGGAGCGUCUGCCUCCUCGCAGCCGGACCUGGAGAAGAACCAGCUGCAGGUGGAGCAGCACCAGCACCUGCACCCCCACAGCCUGCAGCUCGGCCACUCCAGCCUGCAGCACUCUCUGCCGCUCAGCCUCCAGCGGCCCCCCUCCUCCAUGCAGAACGGGGCCCCGCCCAGCAGCAGCGUGCUGACGGUGUCUCAGGUCACGCCCAUGCAGAGCUCCCUGGCGUACAGCCAUCCCGGGGAGCCGGCGGCCAAACAGAACAACUGUGACAUCAUGGAGCUGCAGCCCAGUGCUGCUGGAGGUGGAGCCGAACAGACCGUCAGGCUCAAAGUCGGCACCAGCCCUGUUCUGGCCAAACCGGCCCCCAAGGCCACCGGCUGGAUGCGCCUGAAAAACAACAUGGCCCCGGUGGAGGCCAGGAAGGAGGGGCUUAACAACAGCGUGAAGGCCGUUUCUGUGGAGAUGUUGUCUCAGGAGGGCAAAGGUCAGGAAGCAAGGGGGGGUGGAGAUGCAGAGGAGGGCGGGGUGUCCAGCAACAACCCGCUCCGCAAGACGGACUCCUGCGACAGUGGCAUCACCAAGAGUGAGCUGCGGAUCGACCGGGCGGGGGAGGCACGGACCCCGGCCGCGGUCACCCCCCUCCUCCACAGCCCUCUCCCUGGAGGAGUGGGCUCUCCUCACCCUUUCUGUCCCAUCCCGGAGCAGGCCCUGCAGGCGGCGCUGCACGAGACCCGGCUGGAGCUCCGGGGGGACAUCCAGACUCUGGGAGGCCGUCUGGGCGCCCUGGAGAGCCAGGUCGCCGAAAUUAUCAAGUUGUUGUCAGACAAGCGGCGGCCGUCCACGGGGCCGCCGCCCGCCUCCGCCACGCCUAAAACCAAAAUACUACGUCAGGACAUUUUCACCGUUUCCAGGCCUGUUUCUCCGGACUCGGAGAAGGAUGAGGCGCUCUGAAGGGAGCUCAGCCAGUGGUGUAGAGAGCGCGGUGGAGUAACGGUGACCUCAUGGCACGGCGUCCGAUCACGAUGAUCGGUCCAGGGGUUAACGCUCGUCCAGCUCCCGUCAGAUCCACUCACGCCACUGGUCUCAAUUCUCUGAGACAAUAAAACUGGCUUCUUCAACAUUUGCACACGGACUUUUACCUCCCGGUCACGUGACAGUCGCCACGGUGACACGGACCUGGGUUUUUUUGAUUGUACAUACCUCUCUAUGCAUGUCCAGCUGGAUUCUGGCCUGCCAAAGAAACGACUGAAUCUUAUUGCCUGUAUAUUAUGCAGUUGACUGCAUGCAAAUCGAAUUUAAAGAGACAUUUUGUUGAGCUUCACUGUACAUAUGAAUAUUUUUCAAUUUACCAUGUGGAUAUUCAGGGUUUGCAUACUGGUAGCACUAAACAGACGAGAUGAGGAGAAGGGUUUACCGGCCGAGCGAUGGUGCAUGGAUUAUUUAUGAGUAGAGAAGUGGACAGGGAUGAAGGUUGUUGUUUUUUCUUUGCCUGUGGGAUGAAGUUUGAUUCUGCUCUCAGCUCUCCGCCCUCUGAGAACUCAGACGUGAAGAAGCAGAAGACCUCAGAACAGGGAGGGAGCUUUCUGCUUUGAGCUUAAUCUUUUUUAUAUUGUUUGGUGAUCUCGCUUCUUUAUAAUAAUUUCUAUUUUUGAUUACGGAAAUGUCCUUUCGGCCUCAUUUUUAUGUCCGGUGAACUCUUGAAUGGUUUGAAUCCUCCUCGUGUCUAUGCAUCGCUCGGGUACGCCGCUUAGAAUUUCCAGAAUAUUACACCUUCGUUGUCCUGUCGGCGAAUGAAGGAGGUUUUUGUGUUUUCCCUCCGUUCCUCUGCAUGAAUCAGGGAUGGCAGAACGCACUUCUGGGUAAAGCUGGAAUGACAGGAAGGCUUUGGAGAAAUAACACAGAGUUUAGUUCACAUUAGAGUCCACUCAGCACAGUGACAUGUAGUCCCACGGCCCCGGCGCCACACGCAGAGUCGUAACCGCCGAGCGUCUCACCGGAGUCUGGGUUCCAUCAGGAGCAGCAGCAAAGAGCUCCAGUAAUAAAAAAUGGAAUACUCAGUUUUCUAAAGCUGCCGGCAAAGGAGUAGUUUUAUGCUCCAGAGUGCGAACAUGUAUGUGUGUGUGUGUGCACGUGUGUGUAUAUAUACACACACGUGCACACACACACACACACACACGUGCACAGUGAUUCUUCAUGUGAAACCCUGACGGAGAUCAGAGCAUCUUUUUGUCAGAAGUCGAGGUUUUUCAGGUCUCGUGAAAUUCAGACGUGCGGUGCGGCAGCGCUCGUCACGCAAUAUACACGCAUGCACACACACACACACACACACACACACACACACGGAUGUACAGUAGACGUCAUCAAAGUCUCAGUUGGUUUUAUACACACACGUGACAUCUCCAAAAGUGAAGCCAAACCGUCUUGAUCGCCCCCUGGUGUCCAGCUGCAG
Messenger RNA from Paralichthys olivaceus (Japanese flounder), 2629 nucleotides. The record is from RefSeq and is a predicted model, not a curated record. Lineage: Eukaryota; Metazoa; Chordata; Actinopteri; Pleuronectiformes; Paralichthyidae.